UAUGCCAAUGUUGUCUGCCAAUAGUUUCGUUUCUCGUUUCUCGAAUUUCUCGUUCAUUUGUUGUAUUGUAUUGGAAAUUGGAACGCGAAAAAUAACCUAUAUUUGUAUUCAUUUUUUUUAUCAAUUUUCAUCCCUUGGUUUAAAAUUUCUGUAAAGACUAAAGAUAAGUGUCUAAAUUUGUGCCGUUAUCCUACGAGUAGAUGAAGACGUGUUGAUUUAAAAAAAUAAAAUGUCUUCUUCUGUUGGGGUACGAGGUUUUUACUCCGGAAAGAAUCUUUUCAUAACCGGGGCCAGCGGAUUCUUGGGAAUAUGCCUUUUAGAAAAAAUACUAAGAACAAUCCCGGACCAUGGAGACAUCUACUUGCUAUUGAGGCCUAAAAAGGGCAAGGAAAUCGCUGAGAGACUCGAAGAAAUAAAGAAGAAUCAAGUCUUCGAGGUUGUAUUGAAGGAGAAAAGCGUCGAGAAGGUAUUCGCUAGGGUUAAAGCCGUGGCUGGUGACGUUGGGCAGGACAACCUAGGCCUCUCUCCUGGCGAUAGGAAGCUGUUAACGGAUAACGUCAACAUUAUAUUUCACUUGGCCGCGACUUUGGAUUUUGCCGACACGCUGAAGACUACCGUGGAUAUUAACCUGUUAGGAACUAGGAGGGUUAUAGAACUAGCGAAGCAAUGCCCCGGCCUGAACGCUUUGGUGCACGUCAGUAGCGCAUAUGUGAACUCUUGGAGAAGUCAAGCGGACGAAGAAAUUUAUCCUCUGAAGAGGGAUCCUGAGGACGUCAUCGCGAUGGUGAAUAAACUAACUCCAGAGGAGCUGGAAGAGCAAACGCCUAACGUAUUAGGCGACCAUCCGAACACGUACACGAUCACAAAGCAUAUGGCUGAACUGGAGAUACAAAAAGUGGAAAAAUUGUUUCCCUGCACAAUCGUACGACCUAGCAUGAUUGUUGGAGCUUGGAAGGAACCCGUGCCAGGUUGGACUAUAAGCAAGAACGGUCCUCAAGGCUUUUUCAUGGGAGCGUCUAAAGGCGUCAUCCGCAGACUUCCCGUCGGGAGGGAUUUGAUAUACGAUUACAUUCCUGUGGAUAUCGUCGUGAAUAAUAUGUUAACGGCUGGAUUCUACGUGGGAGUACUUAAGCCGAAAACCGUGGCCGUGUUCCACAGCACGUCUAGCACGAGAAAUCCGUUCCGCUGGGUCGCAAUCGAGGACCAGAUCAACGAAUAUUUGCACAGGUACCCCCUGAAAUCGGCCGUUUGGUAUCCGCAUCUGAAAUUGUUGCCUUCCGUGACGUGGUACAAAAUUUCAGCGUUUUUCGUGCAUUUCUUCCCAGCUAUUUUACUGGACACCGUUACGAGGCUCGGCGGGGGCCGACCGAUAUUGAUGAAGUUGCACCGAAACGUGAAUAGUUCGCUAGACAGACUGGAAAAGUUCAUUUUCACGGAAUGGAGGUACUCCUCGAUGCAGACGAUGAACUUGCAGGAAUGGUUAAACGAAGGCGAUAAGGUCGAUUACAACCUGGAUAUCGGCACGUUGUCGUGGAAAGAUUACUUCCUGGACUUGACUUUAGGGUCUCGGGUGUACUUGAGCAAGGAUCCCGAGAAAACGUUGCCGGCCGCAAAGUCGAGGGAAAAAAUUUUGUUGGCCAUUCACCUGGCUUGGCAAGCGAUGCUAUUUUCCCUGAUUUGGUUCAUUUUCGCUUGCGUGACCGGCAUGACGAUGUCGUCCUCAGUAUUCGUUUUGCCUAUUUUAUUUGUCUUGUACAAUUUAUUGUAAUCUCUAUCGUUGAGUAUUAAUCUGUGGUAAUAUAUACAAUUUUUUGGGUCGAAUAUUUCAGUAUUUAAUACUUGAACUGGGUUUAUGUGGUUUACGGCUAUUAAUGUAUUGUUAGAUCUGAUUUUUAUUCUAGCGUUACAAAUAUAUUCGUCGAGUAUUAAUCUGUGGUAACAUAUACAAUUUUUUGGGUCGAAUAUUUCAGUAUAUACUUGAACUGGGUUUAAGCGGUUUAAAGGAUAUUAAUAUAUUGUUAGACCUGAUUUUUAUUCUAGCGUUACAAAUAUAUUUGUACUUAUUUUAAA
Anoplophora glabripennis (Asian longhorned beetle) is the source of this 2070-nucleotide messenger RNA. Its product is annotated as putative fatty acyl-CoA reductase CG8306. The record is from RefSeq and is a predicted model, not a curated record. The transcript is spliced from 9 exons. Bases 230 to 1768 code for a protein of 512 amino acids. Gene Ontology annotation, molecular function: alcohol-forming very long-chain fatty acyl-CoA reductase (NADP+) activity. Gene Ontology annotation, biological process: long-chain fatty-acyl-CoA metabolic process. NCBI's taxonomy places the organism in Eukaryota, Metazoa, Arthropoda, Insecta, Coleoptera, Cerambycidae. Gene Ontology annotation, cellular component: peroxisome.